Messenger RNA from Cladophialophora yegresii CBS 114405, 972 nucleotides. RefSeq names its product catalase. Lineage: Eukaryota; Fungi; Ascomycota; Eurotiomycetes; Chaetothyriales; Herpotrichiellaceae. The transcript is spliced from 2 exons. Gene Ontology annotation, biological process: response to hydrogen peroxide; hydrogen peroxide catabolic process. Gene Ontology annotation, molecular function: catalase activity; heme binding. Gene Ontology annotation, cellular component: cytoplasm; peroxisome; mitochondrion. Bases 1 to 972 code for a protein of 323 amino acids. The record is from RefSeq and is a predicted model, not a curated record.
AUGCCUCUCUCCACGAACGAACAGACCAACGAGACUGCAGCCAAAUUGAACAAGACUCUCCGCGGAGCAUUUAACACUCCUCAGGCCUUUAGACCAGCCCAUGCCAGAGGCAUCCUCAUCAACGGGACAUUCACACCCACCUCCGAGGCCGCCUCUCUAAGCAAAGCACCGCACUUCAACGCCAGCUCAACACCCGUCACCACGCGCUUCUCGAACUCGACGGGCCUCCCCCAAAUUCCCGAUAACGCGGGCGACGCCAACCCGCGAGGCUUCGCCGUCCGAUUCAACCUGCCCGAGAAGGACGGCCGGCGCCAGCACACCGACAUCAUAGCCCACUCGACACCCUUCUUCCCCGUCAACUCGGGCGAGGACUUCCUCGCCCUGCUGAACGCCAUCGGGGCGUCUUCCGCGCCAGAUGCGCCCAAGAACCCCUCCCCGAUCGAAGCCUUUCUGGGCAAUCAUCCCGCGGCACUGGCCUUCGUGCAGGCACCGAAACCCACCCCCUCCAGCUUCGCCACGGAAAAGUACUUUGGCGUCAACGCGUUCAAACUCGUCUCUGCGGAUGGCAACGAGACGUUCGUCCGCUGGCGUAUCACUCCCGACGCGGGGGAAUCACACCUGUCUGACGAAGAAGCCAAGGCCAAGGAUGCGGCGUUUCUGCACAACGAAAUCCAGACGCGCAUCAUCGACGGAGGCGCUUCUUUCACGCUCUGGGCUCAGGUGGCGAAUGAAGGAGACCAAACCAACGACCCGACUGUCCGCUGGCCGGAUGAUAGGAAACUUGUGAAGAUGGGCACGAUCAAGGUGGACGCCGUGGCCGAGGAUAAUGACGAGAAGCAGCGAAAUAUCAUCUAUGACCCGGUGCCGAGGGUCGAUGGUGUCGAGGCGAGCGAUGAUCCGGUCAUUGAUGUGAGGGCGAGUCUGUAUUUGAUUUCGGGACGCGAGAGGAGAGCUGCUGAGCCGCACCAUUGA